Molecule: messenger RNA, 3675 nt
Organism: Dreissena polymorpha
Lineage: Eukaryota; Metazoa; Mollusca; Bivalvia; Myida; Dreissenidae
Exons: 5
Coding region: 107-2941 (944 amino acids)
Biological process (GO): DNA repair; telomere maintenance
Molecular function (GO): ATP hydrolysis activity; DNA helicase activity
Source: RefSeq, a predicted model, not a curated record
UUCAGGAAGCUGUAACAAUAAAACGGUAUAAGUAGCGAACAACAACAACAAGUGACGAAUGUAAACAAAACAACGUUUUCUGUCCAAAAAAGCCUAAAAAGUUAAAAUGAUUUUAAAUAAAAACCAAAUGACUGCAUUUGAUAUUGCAAGCGGGGGUCACAGCCUUUUGUUAUUAGGAUCGGCCGGAACUGGUAAAAGCCAUGUUAUUAAAGAAAUAUGUAAGGAACUUAGUAAAAAGGGUAAAAAAGUGCAACUGACAUGCAGCACUGGAAUAGCUUGUGCUGUGUACCCCACCCACUUGAAUCCAUUAACAGUGCACAAAUUCACUGGAAUAGAUGAUGGAAGACAUGACCCCACGGAAAUUGCAUCAGUGUUAAAGAACAAUGCUAAAUAUGAUAAAAUUGUAAGUGCAAUAAUGGAAACUGAUGUAUUAAUUGUUGAUGAGUGCUCGAUGAUCAGUAAACGUACAUUUGAGUCCAUAAAAAAUGUUUGUGGCAUUAAAAAUCCGGAUAACAUAUUUGGAGGCAUCCAGGUGAUAUUCAGUGGUGACUUUUUUCAGUUGCCACCGGUACCUAACAAAAGGUACGGUGAUGAUGGCACUUAUUGUUUUUUAAGUGAUCACUUUGAAUCGGUAUUUCCUCAUGUAGUAACAUUAAGAGAAAAUGUACGUCAAAGUGAUGAACUUUUUGUUAAAGUAAUUUCCGAUAUUUAUCAGGGUGAAUUUUCAGAGUGUGUUAACACUUAUAUGAACAGUGCCAGUAAACCUUUACCAGAAGGUUGCAAUAGUGUUAAAUUAUUUUCAACCAAUUUACUUGUUGACAUGUACAAUAGGAAUCGUUUAAUAAAUUCAGCCGGAGACAUGUAUGAAUUCAAAGCUACAGAUUCUGGGAUUUCCGCAGAGUUAAAAGAUUCGACUGCUCCUAAGACAUUAUGGUUGAAGGUUGAAUGUCCAGUUAUUUUACUGCGUAAUUUAAAUGAUUAUCUUGUGAAUGGUUUAACGGGGACUUUGAGAUCUGCUUCUAAGACACAGCUGGAAGUAUACUUCCCAACUCUACAAAAGAGCCAUAUCUUACAUAAAGAGUCAUUUUCAGUGUUUGAUCCAAAAACAAACACACACAUUGCCAGCAGACUUCAGUUUCCGGUAAAGCCUGCGUAUGCCCUUACAAUCCAUAAAGCACAAGGAAUGACACUACCUUGGGUUGAAGUAGACUGUUAUGAUAUAUUCAAGCCAGGCCAGUUUGGAGUUGCAAUUUCUAGAGUUAAGUCUUCUGAUGGAUUACGUGUCAUAAAUUUUCACCCUCGGCACAUCUUUAGCCCACCUGUCGCUAUACAGAACAUAUUGAAUAUGAAAAGCCUGGAAACAGUUGAAGAUUUCAGCUGCUGUAGAAUGAAAAGUUAUAAACAUGAGCAUAUGUCAGUGGCAGCUACAGAUACAAGUUUUCAAGCAUACACUACAAGCACUACAGAUAGCUAUGAAAUGGAUCUUGAUGAUGAUUUUAAUGACAUUCUGGCAUCUAUGGACAGUGACGAACAAGAGGUACUACAGUUUGAAAUCAAUGAUAACUAUGACAUGAUGAAAAUGAUUGAAGAUAUUUCUUUCAAAAACCCAUUUGGUACAUUACAACCAAAGUGCAAUUUAAUUAUAUCACAACUUGACCCAGCAGACCCCAGACUGCUUACUUUUAUAAAGAGAAUAUUUUUAAAAAUGUCAAAUGUGUCAAAAGAACUAGGUAUAGAUGAUCCUAAACCUAUUGCUGAGAGUGUCCUUAAUAAAUUUUAUAAAACUCUGUAUGAGUACACUGUUGGUUUACAAUAUACCAUGGACUGCCUCACUUUGUUCAACAUCGGAACUGAAAAUGUAUUUGAAGAGGAACACAAAAUUGUUUGCUAUAAGAUGUUUGAAUAUAUAAGAGAAUUUGUGUUGCAACAAAGGGUUCAGUUACUUAAAGAAAGUACUAUGAAUAUUUAUAAAAGAACGGUUACAGAUGCUUCGAGGUCCAGAAUUCGCUAUGUGGCAGGAUACUGUGUGGCAAAGCUCAGAAAAAAGUAUGUGCAGGUUUUGAAAUCUAAUAUGUUCUCUUGUAGUAAAGCAUCACAAACAACAUUCAAGGAAGCUAGACAAACACUACUUAUUCUAAACUCAUUCAAGGAAGAAGAACAUUAUUUACAACAAAUGACAUCUCACCCCGACUCCCUUAUUGACACUGAAAGGAAACAAAAUAUAAGGCAUGGACUAACUAAUGUAACAGAUGGCAUGUUUAAUUUUUUCUUAAAUAUAACUGAGUUGUGUUUGCAAAAACUUGUGAAUGAAAAUUUAACAAAAUAUGGAAAAACAAUGUAUAAUAAUUGUUUGGAGCAGCUUCUUUGUGACAUGAAUUUAUAUCAGCAGUUUUCACAUAUGGUUAUUAAUAAAUUGAAAGGAGAAACUACUGAAGAAUUUUCUUUCACUCUGGAACAUGUGAUUAUAUCAGAAAUUGUGGAUUCUUUAGUUCUUACCUCUGCACAGAUUUGCACCAUAUAUAAUGAACUUGUUCAAAAAUACUUUCUGGUUUUAUUUGCUCAGUUUUGCAGAGAUGUUAAAGGUGUUUUUAAUAUCACAAAAACAAUGGCUCAUAGGAAGCAAAUAAAAGUUUCUAAAUGUUCUAAAAAAUCAAAAACACUUAAGAAACAAACUACAAAAUCAUUGGAACCAAUGGAUGUCACUGCACAAUCACCCAUGCUGCCUGUCCAACCAGAUUCAGAGCCUGAACCCCAACCGGGACCAUCAUAUUUGGAAAGUGAUCUUUGUAAAAAGUGCCAACAGGCAGAUGGAGAACUGUGGAUACAGUGUGAUUCGUGUAAUUCUUGGUUACACAGAAAAUGUGCAGGUUUGCAGAAUGCAAUGAAAUGGAAAAAAUAUUCAAAGGCUGGAGCUAAAUGGAACUGCACAGAAUGUGAAUAAUUUACAUUAUUUUUAUGGCUUUUUGAGUCAUCUAAAAUCAUUUUUAUAAAAGAGAACAAUCCAUAUAAUAGAAUAACAAUGUUGAAAAUAAAGUAAACAUUGAGUUAAUUUCGUGUGUAAUGAAAGUGCUCAGUACUGUUAUUGUCAUAAAUUGAUGGACAGACUCUUUCUUACCAAUUGACAAGCAUUUUCCUUUCAAUAAGGAAUAAUUUCUGUGAAGAACUGGAUAAACAAAUAUCUCCGACGAAAAAUAACUAUUGUUAAUAAAUUUGUGCCACACCCCCUUCACGUGCUCUUGAACCCGGCUUGCACUGAAUUACACGUGCUCUUGAACCCGGCUUGCACUCAAUUACAAUGACAGAGCCAGGCCCAGAAUCAUCCAAUCAAUGAAUGGCUUACAACCGGAGUCGGUUAGUAACCACGUGACUUGGACAACAACAACGACGCUUUGACGAAUGGAGACCGCAGUAUACUUUCACUGAUGCAGGCAAUCCAAACACUGUUUCGGGUCCCUAUGGUGGUGUCAUGUAAUUUUCGCUUUGAUAGAACAACUGCCGAUUGUAUUCCGUUGCGUCAACAGAAACACCAAGAUUCAGAAGUGAUUCAACUUCAUUGUAAUCGCCUUUCUUCGUUGAAGCAACAAGUUUCUUUUCGCUAUCAAUGUCUUUUCCAUGAGCUUGCUUAGACCGAUUUGACUUUCCUAUUUCGUCGCUUUCGUCCGCCAUUUUGCAAAA